Messenger RNA from Darwinula stevensoni, 703 nucleotides. The record is from the annotation of a GenBank genome assembly. NCBI's taxonomy places the organism in Eukaryota, Metazoa, Arthropoda, Ostracoda, Podocopida, Darwinulidae.
GAACUUCUUGCAGGUAGAAUGGAUCUGGAGAGGAUCCAAGGGAAGGGGAUGGGAUGAAGGAAGUAUCGAUCGAAUAUGACGAUCGUGACGUAACCGGAGAACACAGACUGUGUUUAUCCCGUGACGGGGCAUGCGUCCCUGCUGGAUUUUUCUAUAAACACACGGGAGACCAUCCCUCCACCCGGCAGUCUAUCCCCUUCAACCCGGCAGUCGAUCCCCUCCGACCCGGCAGUCUUUCGUCGAAAGGGAAGAAGAAAGGAACUCCGUCCUCGAAUGAAACGAUGUGUCGGUCUCAGUGAGCGAGAGCGAUGAGCGACUCACGCUCGCGCGUGAGAUCGCGCCCGUGACCUCAGCGAUGUCAAGCGAGGAGAAGGAAUUGACCUUGGUGGGAGGGUCGCCGUGGGGGUUCCGCUUCCAGGGAGGCGCUGACACACCCGUCCCGCUUCGAGUCACCAAGCUCAUCUUUCGGGAUCGAGCUCAGUGCCCAAACCCGAUUCGACUGAGCUCGCUGGAGGUCCUGGCCGCGUGGCUCGUCCAGGUCAGUCCAAGCUGCGAUUGGUCUCCCGUCGAACGACGUCACAGGCGUGACGCCCUGUCAUUGGUCCUCGUUCGCUGGCCCCACCCACUUCUGGCACGUGCUCGGGCGUAUGUGGCCGUUCCGUGUUCACUUUUGAUUUUCCGGCAUCGAGUUGGCACGGUGUGA